AUGGCUCGCAUCAGUAUCCCUCUCGACGCGUUGACGUCCCGCCUCAACCUUUCCGACCGCUUCAGCAGUGUCCGCUCGCAGCCUCUCGCGUCUCGAUUUGCCAACAUCAAACCAAUAUCCGAGUUCUUGGACCUCAAGAGACUGUCAAAACCCAACAACUUCGGUGAAGUUCAAAGCAGAGUCAACUACAACCUCAGCUACUUUUCCAGCAACUAUGCUGUGGUCUUUGUCAUGCUCAGCAUCUACAGCCUGCUCACCAACCUCUGGCUUCUCUUUGAUAUUGUCCUCGUGGUCGGUGGUAUGUGGACGAUUGGCAGAUUACAAGGAGGAGAUCUCGAGAUCGGCACUUUCCGUGCUACUACUUCGCAACUCUACACCGGCUUGGCCUGUGUUUCUGUUCCCAUUGCAUUCAUUGCCUCGCCUAUCGGCACGUUCUUGUGGCUGAUCGGUGCUACUGGUGUCACCAUUCUCGGCCAUGCCUCGCUCAUGGACAGACCAAUCGAGAAUGCUUUUUCCGAGGAGGCGGUCUAG
This is a messenger RNA of Exophiala xenobiotica, 531 nucleotides long. RefSeq lists its product as uncharacterized. The record is from RefSeq and is a predicted model, not a curated record. Gene Ontology annotation, cellular component: Golgi apparatus. Bases 1 to 531 code for a protein of 176 amino acids. The transcript has a single exon. NCBI's taxonomy places the organism in Eukaryota, Fungi, Ascomycota, Eurotiomycetes, Chaetothyriales, Herpotrichiellaceae.